AUGCGAGGUUCAUCUGAUGAUGCCGCCAAUGAGGCAUUGGCUCGUAUGGGCUACAAGAGUGAAUUACCACGAAACCUGAGCAUGUUGAGCAUCCUCGGUCUAUCCUUUGCGAUCAUGGCAGCACCCUUCGGACUGAGCACGACUUUCUACAUCACCCUCGCGGACGGUCAAUCUGUAACCAUCCUUUGGGGAUGGGUCUUCGUCUCCCUCAUCUCAAUCGCUAUCGCCGCCUCUCUCGCCGAGAUCUGCGCCGUCUACCCUACAGCGGGAGGCGUCUACUACUGGAGCGCGAUGCUUUCGACACGCCGCUGGGCACCACUGAUGUCCUUCAUCGAUGGCUGGCUUACCCUCGUCGGGAAUUGGACAGUUACACUGAGCAUCAUCUUCUCCGGAGGUCAGCUGAUCCUCAGCGCAAUCUCCAUCUUCGAUGAAUCCUUUGUCGCCAACGCCUGGCAGACCGUAUUGAUGUUCUGGGCUGUCAUGCUCUUCUGUGCCCUAGUCAACAUCUUCUUCUCGCGCUAUCUCGAUCUCAUCAAUAAAGUCUGCAUCUUCUGGACGGCAGCCAGUGUCAUCAUCAUCCUCAUCACACUCUUGACAAUGGCCGACAAUCGACGAGAUGGAGAAUACGUCUUUGCUCAUUAUGACGCCUCCCAGAGCGGCUGGCCAGAUGGAUGGGCCUUCUUUGUGGGUUUGCUGCAGGCGGCAUACACCCUGACAGGCUACGGAAUGGUCGCUGCCAUGUGCGAAGAGGUGCAGAACCCACAUCGUGAGGUCCCCAAGGCAAUCGUGCUAUCUGUGGUAGCGGCCGGUAUCACCGGCCUGUUCUAUCUCAUCCCAAUUCUGUUUGUGAUGCCCGACGUGCAGAUGCUGCGCGAAGUAGCCAGCGGCCAACCGAUCGGUCUGCUCUUCAAGACCGUGACUGGCUCUGCAGGUGGUGGCUUCGGCUUACUGUUCCUGAUUCUGGGGAUUAUGUUGUUCGCCGGAAUUGGUUCCCUCACGGCUGCCAGUCGCUGCACAUAUGCAUUCGCGCGCGACGGCGCUAUCCCGGGUUUCAAGCUCUGGCGUCGCGUGAACAAGAAACUGGAUGUGCCUGUGUGGGCUGUAGUGCUCUCGGCAGUCGUGGAUGGCUUAUUGGGUCUGAUAUAUUUCGGUUCCACGGCGGCGUUCAAUUCCUUCACUGGCGUGGCUACUAUCUGUCUGUCGACCUCGUACGGUCUACCGAUUUUGAUUUCUCUGGUCCGAGGUCGUCGCGCGGUGAAAGAGUCUUCGUUCUCCCUCGGUCGCUUUGGAUUUGCCAUCAACUGUGUCACCAUUUUGUGGAUCGUCUUGGCUGUCGCUCUCUUCUGCAUGCCAGUUACCUUGCCUGUUACACCAGAGUCUAUGAAUUACGCCAGUGUUGUUUUCGCUGGAUUUGCUGGUAUCAGUAUCUUUUGGUACUUCGUUUAUGCGCGGAAGCACUUUACUGGCCCUCCUGUUAGCAGUGAUGAGGCGCGCGCAGCCACCGAGCUUAUGACGGGUACGCCGGUUGAUACGGAGAAACCGUUGGAGACGAUGAAGAAGUUGCCAAGCGAGUAG
Molecule: messenger RNA, 1575 nt
Organism: Penicillium coprophilum
Lineage: Eukaryota; Fungi; Ascomycota; Eurotiomycetes; Eurotiales; Aspergillaceae
Product: putative GABA permease
Exons: 1
Coding region: 1-1575 (524 amino acids)
Biological process (GO): transmembrane transport
Cellular component (GO): membrane
Molecular function (GO): transmembrane transporter activity
Source: RefSeq, a predicted model, not a curated record